This is a messenger RNA of Sphaeramia orbicularis (orbiculate cardinalfish), 3336 nucleotides long. It is a transcript of the gene apba2a, whose product is annotated as amyloid beta (A4) precursor protein-binding, family A, member 2a. The coding region runs from base 159 to 2657 and encodes 832 amino acids. Gene Ontology annotation, molecular function: amyloid-beta binding; protein binding. The transcript is spliced from 12 exons. Lineage: Eukaryota; Metazoa; Chordata; Actinopteri; Kurtiformes; Apogonidae. The record is from RefSeq and is a predicted model, not a curated record. Gene Ontology annotation, cellular component: dendritic spine; cytoplasm; plasma membrane. Gene Ontology annotation, biological process: chemical synaptic transmission.
UCUACUCAGGUUCCUGGGCUGCUGUGCGGCUUUUAUUCAAAAAUCACCAUUCCGAACUGAGAGCGAUCCGAUCUGAUCAGCACACGGCAUUUCCAGACAGAGGAGGCCCGCACACAGGACUGAUGCUGGGCUGAGGGUGAUGGGCUACAGGGCCAGUUAUGGCUCAUGGAAAAAGGCCAGGAACCAUCUCCAAACUAUUGGCUCCCAGUCCUCCACCAUGCACCACUAAAGGAAUCUCUAAACAGAGCCAAGAGGAAUACCACAGUUUAGACAAGGAGGAGUCUGAAGAACCACACUGUACCUUAGAGGAUGAUCACAAUGACCAGCUGACUCCUCCUGCUCCUGCAAAACACUAUUACAUGAGUUGUGACCCUAGUCCUGAAGACAUGGAGGACACAUGCUCUGAGUACGAUAACGUGGGCUCUGACGUUGAGCAGGACUAUGAUGAGGUCUUGCAUUUGAGCAGAGAGGGCAUUGUGGACAUGAGGUACUACAAACAGUACUGUCCUGAGGAGAGCGAAUAUAUGAAACAUGCUGUAGGUGAGAAUGUGGAGGAGACUGGUGGUGGCACUGAGGACCAGUUCAGUCCCAGACCCCAUCAUAGCACACAGAUUUCUGAGGUCUCACAGCCAGAGACGAAGCCUCAAAAAACAGGACACCGCUUUAGGUCACAUUGUGCUCCAGUUGCAGGAGAUGAAGCUGAGAGUAAAGUGGAAAAGGGCCAAGAGAAUAGGUAUUUUUUCAGUGAUGGAGACGAGAUAGAGGAAGUACUAGAUGGUGCCAAAUUCAUAGAGGAUUUAGAGGGGACAGAUUUUGAGGAAAAGAGUGUUCAAAGGCAGAGUAACAUUUAUCAGGGCAAUGACAAUGAAAAAAUGAGAAAAGCAGGCGAUGAAAGGGAAAGAGAAAAUGAAACACGAAUUACAAGAAACCAUAACAACCCAGGAGCGAGCAAGAAGUGUGAGUCGACUCACAUGGGUUUAAAAGAGAAGGAGAGGCCAAGUAAAGGACAGGGGAGAAGAGGAACAGGAGAGGACAUUGAGCAUAUUGUCUCUGGGAUGAAAGGAUGCACCACCAACAGCACUGAGCAGCGUCCAAAAACCUCGUCAAAGGACAGCAAAAAGGCCGCUGUGCGGACUAAAGCAAGAUCCAGUUCCAGUAAGCAACAUCCUCCUCCACCGCCACGUCAUUCCCAUCCUCAGCCACCCGCUGACCCCCAGAAGGUUCAGCCUUGUAGAGAGACCCCUCCCAUCCCCAGUCGGGACAGUGAACCCCAGGUUAUCAAACCAUCCCUGGCUCCUCCUCACACACAGGAACAACAGAGGAAACCUCUGGAGGAGAAACAGCGAGGGCCAGAGAAAACUCAGCAGGGUGAAAAGACAAGCACAGCCGUUAUGCCUGAGGAGGCACCAGAGCAGCCGAGGAGGCCUCAGUGUCCAGAGGUCGCCCCAGCCGAGGAGAACAGCACUCCCAAAAAAACACAAGAAGCUGCUACUUUCCCCAGCUUUGAGGAUGUCCCAGGUCCCUGUGAGCCAGAGGAUCUAAUUGAUGGGAUCAUCUUUGCUGCUAACUACCUUGGCUGCACUCAGGUGUUGUCUGAUAAAAACCCAUCCAAGUCUGUGCGCAUGUCCCAGGCCCAGGAAGCUGUCAGUCGUAUCAAGAGCCAAGAUGAAGACUCUCAGAUGAUGACAGAGGUGGAUCUGUUUAUCUCCACUAAAGCUGUCAAAGUGCUGAAUGCUGACACGCAGGAGACAAUGAUGGACAGUGCCUUGCGUACCAUCUCUUAUAUAGCUGACAUUGGCAGUAUUGUGGUUCUGAUGGCACGGAGACGCAUGUCUCAGGCAUCAUCAGAGGAAUUCUCAGAAUGUCCAGUUUCUACCAGUGAAGGAAAGAGUCAGUACAGGAUGAUCUGCUAUGUCUUCGAGUCAGAGGAUGCACAACUCAUUGCACAGUCCAUUGGACAGGCUUUUAGUGUGGCCUACAGAGAAUUCCUGCGAGCCAAUGGCAUCAACCCGACUGACCUGAGCCAGAAACAAUACAGCGAUAUCAUCAACUCCCAGGAAAUGUACCACGAUGACCUUGUCCAUUUCUCAAACUCAGACAACUGUAAAGAGCUCUAUAUUGAGAAGCAGAAAGGGGAAAGCCUCGGUGUGGUCAUCGUGGAGUCCGGCUGGGGCUCCAUUCUGCCCACUGUCAUCCUCGCCAACAUGCUGAAUAGUGGUCCUGCAGCUCGCUCUGGAAAACUCAGCGUCGGGGACCAGAUUAUGUCCAUUAAUGACACCAGUCUAGUGGGGCUGCCGCUGGCCACCUGCCAGGGUAUUAUCAAGGGUCUGAAGAAUAACGUGAAGGUAAAGCUGAGUAUAGUGAGCUGUCCUCCUGUCACCACCGUCCUCAUCAAGAGACCUGACCUUAAGUUCCAGCUCGGCUUCAGUGUUCAGAAUGGCAUUAUCUGCAGUCUGAUGCGGGGGGGCAUUGCAGAACGAGGUGGCGUUCGUGUUGGACACAGAAUCAUUGAGAUAAAUGGUCAGAGUGUUGUUGCUAUGGCACAUGAGAAGAUUGUUCAAACCCUGUCUGUCUCAGUGGGUGAGAUCAACAUGAAGACGAUGCCUGCUGUGAUGUUCAGACUGCUGACAGGACAGGAGACGCCUAUCUACAUUUAGAGACGCUGCAUACAUCAGCCCACUGUAGUGCAUGUCUGUCUGGGCGGGGGCAAAGGGAAGCUGCAGGACAGGUGGCACAGUGGGGACAGGAGAAUUUAUUUUUCUAUUAUUUUAUUUUUCAGCCUCUUGUUGCAAUGCUGUAAAGAACAUCCAGUUCUCAUUUUCAGGUUUUAUCUUGAAUUACAUCGUCAUAAUGGCCUUACAAUGUGAAUACUCUGUGUGUAGUGCGUUAUGUGAGUUUCAGUGUUGAAGAGAAGUAGCUUUAAGGUCAUGAUUAUUUUCUUAUGAAGAGAUAAAUGAGUACAUUUAUUUUUUAUUUAGUCAUUUUUAUAAUGUGUAUGGAGUUAAACUGUACUUGUACUGUAAAUACUUUGGAUUACUCAAGGACUUGGUUUGAAAGGCCAUAUUACUCCUACAGUAUAUGCAUGUUAUUAUGAAGAAAUACUGACCAGGGAUUAAUUCUCAAUCUGACAUGAUAAUCUAUUACAGUAUUAAAAGAAGAUAUUCUGCUGUACAAAGGCACUAUGUGUAUUACGGUGACGCUGAAGGCCAAAGACCCACCUACUUUUCAAAGACUUACAGUAUGGCUGAUCAUUACCUUUACCAGAGCGUACAAGAAUGUACAUUACUGAAUGAAUGUAAUGUUAAAUCAAUUCAACAAUACAAUUUCACUGCUGAA